GGGAGCUUCCCUCAGGGUGCAGUGGGGCUGUGUUUUGUACCCCGGGGCGUCCAUCGCGACUCGGCUGGUUAGGCUCAGCAUGCCUGGCGUGAAGCUGACCACCCAGGCCUACUGCAAGAUGGUGCUACACGGCGCCAAGUACCCGCACUGCGCCGUCAAUGGGCUUCUGGUGGCCGAGAGACAGAGGCCGCGCAAGGAGCAUCCUCAGGGCGCGGGCAGCCACACUCUCUUCGUGGACUGCAUUCCGCUCUUCCACGGCACGCUGGCCCUGGCGCCCAUGCUGGAGGUGGCACUCACCCUGAUUGACUCAUGGUGCAAAGAGAACAGCUAUGUGAUUGCCGGCUAUUAUCAAGCUAAUGAGCGUGUGAAGGAUGCCAGCCCAAACCAGGUGGCAGAGAAGGUGGCUUCCAGGAUCGCUGAGGGCUUCAGUGACACGGCACUCAUCAUGGUGGACAAUGCCAAGUUCACGAUGGACUGUGCUGCACCUACGAUCCAUGUGUAUGAGCACCACGAGAACAGGUGGCGAUGCAGAGACCCACACCACGACUACUGUGAAGACUGGCCGGAAGCACAGAGAAUCUCGGCUUCACUUCUGGACAGCCGCUCCUAUGAAACACUCGUGGAUUUUGACAAUCACCUGGACGACAUUCGGAAUGACUGGACAAACCCUGAGAUCAACAAAGCAGUUCUGCACCUGUGCUAGAUGAGGGCCCCCAUGACUGGAGACUCGCCACUACAGAGAAGAGGAAAACAUAUUUUUUAAUUUGGAGGAAUUAAAUUUGGAGGCUAGCCUGAUGGGAAGCUGCAAGUCUGUGGUGUGUGCCUUGGAAGGGUGUCCAGCAGCAUCCUUCAGGGCAGGGCUGUGGAGAGGUGUGGGCUGCCUAGGCUCUGGGUUCUUGGUCCUGUGCUGCCCAAUCCUGCCCAUCAAAGCUCUUUUCUGCUUGUCCCAGAUUAUAUCCAUUAAACAGUUCUAGCCUUUUAUAAUCUGGAGAGAAUGCAGUUCAGUCUUUACUCUGGUGAAUGUCUGAGUCUUUACUUUGGCUGCCCCAGCUCCAGGCAUCCUGACAUGAGGCAACAUCACGGACUGCUGCAGCAGCAUCUCCU
This is a messenger RNA of Acomys russatus (golden spiny mouse), 1104 nucleotides long. It is a transcript of the gene Emc8, whose product is annotated as ER membrane protein complex subunit 8. The transcript is spliced from 5 exons. Gene Ontology annotation, cellular component: EMC complex. The record is from RefSeq and is a predicted model, not a curated record. The coding region runs from base 80 to 703 and encodes 207 amino acids. NCBI's taxonomy places the organism in Eukaryota, Metazoa, Chordata, Mammalia, Rodentia, Muridae.